Molecule: messenger RNA, 763 nt
Organism: Oreochromis niloticus (Nile tilapia)
Lineage: Eukaryota; Metazoa; Chordata; Actinopteri; Cichliformes; Cichlidae
Product: low affinity immunoglobulin gamma Fc region receptor II
Exons: 4
Coding region: 95-727 (210 amino acids)
Biological process (GO): cell surface receptor signaling pathway; immune response
Cellular component (GO): external side of plasma membrane
Molecular function (GO): transmembrane signaling receptor activity
Source: RefSeq, a predicted model, not a curated record
CAAGAGACAACAGUUAUAUUGUCUCUUGUAAAAGGGACUUCUUUCUCCCCACUUUAUCCUUAAAAUCUCCUUUGAGCAAGUACUUUAAGCUGCUAUGCUGAGCAUCCACCCUGACAGGUCUCAGUUCUUUUGGUAUGACACGAUCACACUGAGCUGUGAAGGGACAGACAACUCUGGAAAUUGGACUCUGAAGAGAAACACCUCCAUUCAAACUGCUGAGUCAUGUAUCUCGGGUUGGGGAGUGUCAAAUCAGACGUCAUGCACUAUUAUGGACACCUAUGCAUCAGACACUGGAAUAUACUGGUGUGAGUCUGAUCGAGGGGAAUGCAGUGAGACUAUCAACAUCACCGUCACAUAUGGAGUGAUCCUGGAAAGCCCUGCGCUUCCUGUGACAGAAGAUGAAACAGUGACACUUUUCUGCUAUUACAAGUACGAUGAAGAGAGCAGUGCGACUUCUAAUUUCUCAGCUAACUUCUACAAAGAUGGACAUUUAAUCAGUACUCAGCCUGCAGGAAACCUCACUUUCUCAGCUGUGUCCUUAUCUGAUGAAGGUUUCUACAAGUGUGAACACCCAACAAAAGGACAGUCAGCACAGAGUUGGAUGGCUGUCAAAAGCAAAGUCACAGCUCAGCCAUCAGUAUCUGUGCCUGGACUGAUUGGUGCUAUUCUGGUGAAACUCUUCUACACUGUGAUUAUUACACUGGGUGCAAAUCUACUCAUACGCUGAGCUAAUGGUAGAAAACCUGAGAAAAUGAGUGUGAUG